CCAAAAUAAUAGCGAAAGUUGUUUGCAGUAUUUAGGGGAGGGAGUAAGAACAUCGAGGUAGUAGUAGACGAUCGCUAAGUAACAAGACACCAGCUCAGAGUGUGGUUUUUGAGAUUCAACUUCUUGAGGGGUUGUAUUUGAUAUUGAUUUACUUAAAUCUGUUUGUCACUGUGUAUUUUUGACGACCACACGGACACGUGUGUACCUUAUUGUAUUUUUAACGUCCGAAAGCGGCACAGCUUGCAUCUUCAAAAAUAUUGCUGCAAUAUGUCCCCGCUCAUGAUGGCAGCUACCGGUCGCAGCGGCUCUGGAACCAUACUCGAAACUUAGACUCCCAAACGCUCCCAGUCCGAAGCCAUGCGUGACUCCAUUCUCGGGCGCAGUUUGCAGUUGCAGAAGGAGAGUGGUCACCAGAUUAGUAAUCGCCACACGUCGGCAAGUACGAACUUGAAUUCUUCCUCUUCCUCGCCCAAGAAAAGCAAAAAGAGUUCGCAGAGGAGCAAGGAUCAUAGUUCAUCCAGUUCUAAAAUGACCACUGCCGGAGCGUCGUACGAAAGCUCUAAGCAUCAAAGUGGGGCCGCCGCGGUGGACCACUUGUCCGCCACGGCUGCGAACCAGUUGGUCCUCCCUGUGCAGCCGCAUUCCUGGGUGGCACCAGAUGGAAAUAACAGCAACAUCGACAAUUCAGUCGGUUCCUCCGUAUCAAAUGUAAAAAUGUCUGGGUCUGGAAGAAUGCAUGUUUGUCAUGCUUGUCUGGCAUGACUGUUAAGUCUGUCAUGCACGUUGCCCAAGAGUCGCAUUUUUCUGUCAUGCGGAGACGCAAUUUGUCACGCAGAAUAGGCAACACCUACAAGCUCAGAAAUUUGUCAUGCUGAGCCAGCACUUGUGGCCUCCUCAUGCUACGCCACUCAGCAUCACAACUUUCCAGACCGAGACAUUUUUGCAUUUGAUACUCCGAGAACUACAACAAUAUUGAUCUCCACACCGACAGCAGCCGCUCUUCGCCGCUGCCGCACCAGGUGCUCAGCCCGGUGGAGCUGGAGCGGAGCCGGGACAGCAGCAGCAACGCCGCGAGUCGAAACAGCGGCAAGAACUCGAACGGAACGACGUCUAAUAUGUUGAACACUUCUACCGCACUGCACAGCAACUCCACGGCCGCCACGACUGCCUCUAGUACAACGACUACAGGAGCUGCACAAAACCACAGCUCCCAGCAUGCCCCGACAUUGAUGGAAGAUGUCGUGGACGACGAGCCGCGGUUGCGAAGUACCAACCGGACCAUGAGUGGCGGCAGUGUGAAGCACUCGUUUCUGUCGAACAGCAUCGCGCAGCGGCCCAGCGCGCACAACUCCAUGUCCCCGGAAGUGGGUAGUGCGGCGGGCCGACCGAGUGGAAUCCUCAAGUCCACACCCGGCCGCGUGUCUGUGCAGACCAACGCCCGCUCCACGCCCACAGUGUUGUGGCGGGACGAGGAAUGCUCGAGCAGAGACGUACAUUUUCUACGUAUCAUAGAGUUUUUUGUUUGCCUACCGUGCUCGUGCUGCGGUCGCGCAACAAAAAAGUACGUAACGAAAUGACUUUCGCUUCUCCUUCUUGAAGAGUUGUCUCCAUCAUCUCUUAGAACAUCGAAUCCAAAAAUAACCACAAAACUCAGCUCGACAGCGUGCAGGAGGUGGAUAGCUGGAAAGACAUCAACAAGCGACUGUUCGAGGGGGCUCCGGCUGGCAGUGGUGGCUGCUGUGCAAUCAUGUAAAAACGAAUCAGCGGAUGGGUUUAUUCUCUUUUUUGCAUCACGAAAAUGAAUAGGUACACUGUAAAAACUUGAUGGCUUGCAAUAGUUUUCUAUUACUACUUGUUGUUGAUCUUUUCCUUAUUCCCCCACGUCUUGUUUCCGAAGCCUACCUGACUGGAGUCUGUACUCAGUACGCGUGGAGAUGAAAUUACGGUAAAAGGUGCUGUCGAAAUCUUUUCGUGCAGCAGCUUCUACCAUACCUACCUUAUGCAACCAACGUACCGCUUCUGCGUCCUACCUCGAGCAAUUUUGACACCACUCUCGCCUCUCCUCUGUUGUAUAUGCUGUAAAAAACUUUUGCUGUUUUUAGGUUGCAGAUUAAUGCAUUUCUCUCAACAUCAUAAUAUGUGCUGGUCUACGAUUAUGUCUAGGCAGCUUGUAUUAACGUCAAAGUGCUCGUUUGCAUGUGCAGGCGAAAUGUAUGUAGUAUUUGAAAGAGUAGGCGUAGUCACGUUGAGCUUUUGAAUGCGUUAUUGAUUCAUCUUGUUUGUCAUCUAUUUUCCCUGUACUUUUUACACUUGCAGUUUCCUACUUGUGACUUCAAUCUCCGACGCCUCAUAAGAUUUGAUAUCCGCAUAUUGAUUACUUUUUUAACUAUUGACAAAAGUCAAAAAAAACAUCAUUUUUCUCCUCUAUCGACGGCACCAGCUGUUGAGAACUCAAUCAGCUGCCGUUAGUCUGUAUACCCCUAGAGGCCAUCAGUGUUGCAGAUUUCAAGAGACUGAUUCGUGUGCGUUUGCUACAGAAAAGUGUUGUUUAUGAGCAUUUCCAUUGUAAAGUUGUGAGUCUUUUCAUAACGAACGCCGACUAUUGACACAAAUGCACCAGCCACAAUCCACUUCGAAAUCACUGCAAUACUCCACUACCUGAAGAUAAAAACCUGCCACCAUGAUUUUUUCUAGAACAUAGUGAGUGUAGAUUAGACCAGUCUAGAAGUUUUUACAAAAUUGCAGCUUCGCCGCGCCGCCACGCAUUAAUACUGGAAUAGAAUCGACGAGAUGCUGCAUUACACAAUGGUUUGAUGACUCAAGUUGUCUUUUUACGCAAGAAUUGAUGUGAGCAUUCAACAUAACCAACUACAUACUCGGGCUGAUGACUCUCUGAAAGUUCGAUUUUCAAUGUCACAAAUAGACAUUUUGCUGCUUCAUCAGCAUCGCGAUUCGUGAUUUGAAAUUGAAAAUUUAGGGGUAGUCACACUUUUAGGCAGUUGUUGUAUCAUUCAAAAGCAUUAU
Amoebophrya sp. A120 is the source of this 3024-nucleotide messenger RNA. The record is from the annotation of a GenBank genome assembly. Lineage: Eukaryota; Dinophyceae; Syndiniales; Amoebophryaceae.